Molecule: messenger RNA, 1771 nt
Organism: Chiloscyllium plagiosum (whitespotted bambooshark)
Lineage: Eukaryota; Metazoa; Chordata; Chondrichthyes; Orectolobiformes; Hemiscylliidae
Gene: caly
Product: calcyon neuron-specific vesicular protein
Biological process (GO): clathrin coat assembly; endosomal transport
Cellular component (GO): endosome; membrane
Molecular function (GO): clathrin light chain binding
Source: RefSeq, a predicted model, not a curated record
ACGCUGACAACAUCUCCUAGGCAACCAGCUCUCCGUCUCUCGUUCUAUUUCACACUCUCACAGUCUCUUCCUCUCAUUGACUCUCUCCUUCCAGAGCUCAGCAAGUCACCGCCAAUCCUUCCCCAUCAAAGCACACACAUACACUCGACUCCUGGCUGAUUUCGCCAUCCCAGCCAGACAUGGUGAAGCCUGGAUGUAAUCUCUCUGAGAAGGCAGAGAAAGAGCACGGUGUAGAUGAUGGGUUUGAUAACAUCCCUCUGAUAACCCCUCUGGAUGUUAAUCAGCUUCAGCAGCCUAUCCCUGAAAAGGUCGUGGUGAAGACCAGGACAGAAUAUCAGCUGCAACAGAAGAAGAAGAAAAAGCUACACAUCCCUGGAAUUAAGAAACUCAACAUUAACCUUUAUGAUGAAGUCUCGGAAAAAGUCAAGCUCACUGGAUUGAUUCUCAUUACAAUGGCAUUCCUGGCUUGCCUGUUAAUGCUGGUCAUGUACAAGGCAUUCUGGUAUGAUCAGCUAAGCUGCCCAGAGGGUUUUGUAUUUAAGCAUAAGCACUGUACUCCUGCAGCUCUGGAGAUGUAUUACUCGGAGCAGGAAGCUGGUUCUCGUGGAAGCCUCUACACGGUUAUUAGCCACUUAAGCCAGGCUAAGAGAACCAUUCCUGAUCUGUCAUCACCAUGGCUACCAGUGCUUCCUGCCUUGAAAGGACCAGCAAAAUCAAAAGAGGAACCUAACAGCUCCCAUCAAUAGAAGAUUAAAGAAGGAAGACAAAUUCAUCUCAUUGUUCAUUGAAGUUCUGAAGUACUCAAGCAUUACAUGAUCCUCUUUACAAAGAAAAGUUCUUACUUUUAAGGAUGUGUAUGUGUGUGCGGGAUAUCUGUGUGAGAGAGUGUGUGUAUGUGUGUGUGCAUAUAUGUAUGUAUGUGUGCGUGUCUACGUCCAUGUGUGUGUAUCUGUGAAUGUGUGUGCAAACCACAAUCCCUUCGUUUGACAUAUUUAAGUUUGAUUAGUUGGGUUGAGCCAGUGUUGGGGUGAAAAUGGAGGCUAAUUGAGUCUGCCCUAAAAACAAAUCCAAACUGGCUCCAAAAGGUAAGAUAACGGAAGCAGAAAAGUAUUUUCAUGGAGUUUAGGCUUGAGGCACCAGUUUUAAGACAAGGCCUCCCAGAUAUGAAUCAUGGAAUCAUAUAAAUGUAAGAUGGCCGUUUCGGCCUCGUGUCUUUGAAAUGUGCACAGAUAUUUCUGAGCUGUGUUGCAAUUAUUUCAUUCCACCUAAUUCAAAUUUACAAGUAUUAUCAUCUUAAUCUUCCCAUGACCCCAAAUUUUGUUAUUCAUUAUUAGCAUCAAAAUUCAAUAGCAAAAGGCUGUUAACAAUACUAAAAGCACCCAAAAUCAAUAACCUUAGUGAUAAACCCAGGUUUUAUAACUGGGAAAACAAGGUGAUCUCCAAAUCGAACCUGGAGAGAGUGAGGAUUGCAGAUGCUGGAGAUCAGAGUCCACACUUUUUGACUCCAAAUUGGAGCCCGAGGUUUGUAAUAAUUAUUGAAUUUGGUUUUACAAAAUCCAUACCCCCUCUUUCUGCUCUUUCAAAUACAAAUGGUCCCAUUUGGGAGCUUUCUUUAAAGCUGUCAAACUAUGGGAUGGUUAAAAUAACUUGCCUGAAUAGCAAAUGGAUUGAACCCAAGAUUACUGCUGCUGGUAACAAUGCUUUGCUCCUCUCCUUUAUUGAGAUGAUUAAUGUUAUUUGCUUUUUAAUUCUAGUUUCCCUUCAAAUAAGC